AUGGGCACUGGAAUUGCAUUAACAGCAGUGCGCCACAUACGAGACAUGCACGUUGCAGUGCUUGAUAUAUCGGAAGCGCAGCUUCAGCGUGGCCGCAAAUUUUCUGAACUCUGGGUGCAGAAAGAGGUCGUCAAGGGCAAGCUAGAUCAGUUAGCGGCGGAAAGUUUGCUCCAACGCUUGACCUUUUCAAUACUCAAUCCGGAUGCGCUCAUCAAGCGGGAUGUAUCGGCUGCACCAGAAGCUGUCCAGCGCGCCAGUUUCUGUAUUGAGAGUGCCAGCGAGAACCUGGCAGUCAAGAGGAGCCUCUUCGCCUUCUUGGACGCCGCUGCUCCGCAAACAGCAGUUCUGGCGACAAAUACCUCUUCGAUUUCCAUUACUAAGAUCGCCGCAGUGACACGGAGACCUCAAAAGGUCAUUGGCAUGCAUUUCAUGAAUCCGGUUCCGGUUAUGCCACUCGUUGAAAUAAUCUCUGGCCUUGACACGGACGACCACACAAAGCAACGCACUGAACAGCUCGCUUCUCAUAUGAAAAAAACUACAGCACAUUCUCAGGAUCGACCAGGCUUUGUCGCGAACCGCCUGCUCAUGCCAUACAUAAACGAAGCGGUCUUCGCCUUGCAGGAAGGAAUAAGCAGCGCGCAAGACAUCGACCGCAUAAUGCGACUCGGUGCAAACAUGCCAAUGGGUCCACUAGAACUUGCGGACUUUAUCGGUCUGGACAUUUGUCUUGCUAUCCUCCGUGUGUUGCAUUCAGAGCUCGGUGACUCAAAGUAUCGCCCAGCGCCGCUGCUUACACAGUAUGUUGACGCCGGCUACCUUGGGAGGAAGUCUGGACGUGGAUUCUACGAAUACCAUAAUGGGCAAUCAGUCAUUCAUAAGUAA
Molecule: messenger RNA, 882 nt
Organism: Cyclospora cayetanensis
Lineage: Eukaryota; Apicomplexa; Conoidasida; Eucoccidiorida; Eimeriidae
Product: probable 3-hydroxybutyryl-CoA dehydrogenase
Exons: 2
Coding region: 1-882 (293 amino acids)
Biological process (GO): fatty acid metabolic process
Molecular function (GO): NAD+ binding; oxidoreductase activity, acting on the CH-OH group of donors, NAD or NADP as acceptor
Source: RefSeq, a predicted model, not a curated record